AUGGACGGCUCCCAAGGCCAGGCCGGUCAGCCCAUGGUGCCGCAGCAGCAGCAACAGCAGCAACAGCAGCAACAGCAACAGCAACAGCAACAACCGCACUCGAACCUCAUACGGACCGACCAGGUACAGAAACUUCCCCAUCUCAAUGAACAACAGAAGGCGCAGCAUACUCAGUUGGUGCGCAACCUCUGGGAUGUACUCAACAGCCGCGAUGCGCAAAGUCACGAAUACCAGACAGCACAUUCGAAGCUAUCGCAGCUAUCACAAAAUUUGAUGAAAGGGAUGCGGGUGUUCCAGCAGACUCGCCAACAGGCACUCCAACAACAACAAAACCAGCCCCAGCCGACCCAACCGAUGGGUCAGGUUCCUCAGGGCCAGCCACAGCAGGGCCAGCCCGUUCAGCGCACUCAAUCGAACAACCCCCAGAACCUUGGCCAGCUUCUGCCACAAAUUCAGGCCAAGGUCAGCUCGUUGAAUUUUUAUCUGCCACCAAAUGUCACCAACGAGCAGGUCCAAACGUGGAUUCCCGAGGCCCGGUUGCGAUACGGAAUUGCGCUCCAGAAGCAGGAAGUCGGACGGGCUCGUAUUGCGGACUUGCGUCAGUCAUUCUCUCAGCGUCAAGCUGCUGGUAAUAUGACGCAGGAGGAGGUGCAGGAAUUCAAGAACCGCCAGCUAGCUGCGGAGAAGCUGUUCCGUGAAGGCAGUGAUUUCCUGAACAAGUUCAAAGAGCAGCAAGAGAGCUUCAAAAUGCAAUCACAGCAGCAAACCCAGCCGAUGGUCAACCCGACCCAGCAAAACCAGGGAGCUGCAGUGGCACAGCAGAACAAAGCUGCUCCUGUAGCAGCCGUGCAGCCACCCCAGCAACCACCCCAACAGGCGGCUCCGAAUCAACAACCGCAAAACACGACAAGUUCGAUGCCAGGACAGGCGCCUACCCCAGCACCCCACACUAUCAACUCGGCUGUCAACGCUGCACGCAACCAAGCUGGACAAGCCAUGUCCCCAUCGACAUCCCAACCAGGGCAAGCACCUCCCUCUGCAGGCGGCACGCCUGUUCCUUCCAACGCACCACCACCUGCCCAGCGUCCUCAACCUUCUUCCCAACAGGGAACGCCAGGCGCGCAAAUCACCUUCAGUCAAACUCCCAACCCUGAUGGCUCAACUCCUCCAAACUCUCAGCAAGGUCCCAAUCAGGGCCCACCACGCCCAUUGACCCAGGCUACGGCUAUGCAACAAUCCGCGAACACCUAUACCGCGCACCAAGGCCAGCCACAUCAACCACAACCACAGCAGCCUAUGAACCAGGCUGCCAGCCAGCAACAAGCUCACCCACCGGGAUAUCUCGCCAACCGUUCCGCCGAAGCAAGCGCUCGCAACAUCAACAUGGUCAUCCCCAAGAACCUGAACGUUUCAACCCCAGAGCCCGUCUCGAUGUCUACCCCACGCCCCUCCCUCUCUGGAGGACCAAGUCAUGGUGCAAUGGGUAUGAUGGGACAACCUGCCAUCCAGAAACACCCGGGCUACGUACUCGAAGGUGAAGGCCAGCACGUUCUCAGCAAGAAGAUGCUAGACAUCCUCGUCCGCCAAGUAACCGGAGGAGGAGAGGGAGAAAUGCUAACUCCCGACGCUGAAGAGUUCAUCCUCCAAAUGGCAGACGACUUCGUCGACGACAUCCGCGAUAUCCAGCUCGUCCUGGAACGCAACUACAACAUGCGUAUUUCCGGCUUCGCUACCGACGACCUUCGUACCGUCAAGAAACCCCAGCCGACUACGGGCUGGCUUCAAAAGAUGUCCGCCGUCCAAGCUGCGAAGGUGACUCAGGGCCGAACGGAGUAA
Penicillium waksmanii is the source of this 1836-nucleotide messenger RNA. RefSeq names its product putative transcription initiation factor TFIID subunit 12. The record is from RefSeq and is a predicted model, not a curated record. Gene Ontology annotation, cellular component: SAGA complex; transcription factor TFIID complex; SLIK (SAGA-like) complex. The transcript is spliced from 3 exons. NCBI's taxonomy places the organism in Eukaryota, Fungi, Ascomycota, Eurotiomycetes, Eurotiales, Aspergillaceae. Bases 1 to 1836 code for a protein of 611 amino acids. Gene Ontology annotation, biological process: RNA polymerase II preinitiation complex assembly; DNA-templated transcription initiation. Gene Ontology annotation, molecular function: DNA binding; protein heterodimerization activity; TBP-class protein binding.